Molecule: messenger RNA, 644 nt
Organism: Cryptomeria japonica (Japanese cedar)
Lineage: Eukaryota; Viridiplantae; Streptophyta; Pinopsida; Cupressales; Cupressaceae
Product: RING-H2 finger protein ATL2-like
Exons: 1
Coding region: 31-615 (194 amino acids)
Source: RefSeq, a predicted model, not a curated record
CGAUCAUGUUGCUUGAGCAUAGCAUGUUUAAUGUACUAUCAUACACAGCCUAAGUAUUCAAUAUUGAGAGGCUUUUAUUCUCAAGGUUGUUCAGCCAUGGGUUCUCACAAUCAUGUUUCUCUCUUUGUAAACACUACUGCGGCCUGCACACUUGUGCUCUCUAUGCUUAUUUUUCUAUUCCUUUGGAUUUUUGUGUAUCGUGGAUGGAAGCCAUGGAUGAGAAGAGAAGCGACACCAAGUCCUCCACAGAAUGUUAAUGGUUUCUCAGAGGAUCAGGUGGGUCACUUGAUGAUUGUAAGAAAUGGUUUGAGUCCUGCAGUGGUUCAAAACAUUCCCAUAUUAGAGUAUAAUUUAGGGAGCUUUGAAGAUGGGCUUGAAUGUGCAAUCUGCCUUUCUGAAUUUCAGGAGAAUCGAAGUACAAGGCUUCUGCCCAACUGCAACCACAAUUUUCACAUAGAAUGUAUUGAUAAAUGGUUGCAAUCUAAUUCCACUUGUCCUCUUUGUAGAACUCGGGUUCAACCUCAUGAACUUCCUUUCAAACCAGUGGAUUCAGAUACUCUUAUCCAGCAGGUUUCUGACGUUAAUAAUACAGUAACAGGAGAACAUGGUGAUUGAAAUGUUUUGAUAUGGAGUAAUAUAAUAGA